GAGCAUAAAGAUUGGCGGGGGGAUGAUAGUAGGCGAGGAUGAGCGUAGUACGGUUAAGCGUUUAAUAAUGCGGUUCGGCCUUGUAUAGAAUAAACAUUUUCUGAAGUGAUUUGGCUUUUUAUUUGUUAAUUUUAUUCUUUGCUUUAACUGGCGGUUAGAAGGACAGAUUUUUUGUUUGUUUGUACAGUUGCGUCUCUACAACAUCGCAUCCUCGUUCCUGUCUUUCGGCAGGUUCACCAGACAGCCUCGACUUCCUCACUGCGCUGAUAUGUAUCGCUUGCAGUCGCUGGCAGCGCGAUCAUUGAUCGCCGGAGCUCUCGAUCAGUGUUCCCCCUUGACACUGACAUCUCUUACUGGGGUGCGACACAAAUCUCAAGGUCCGUCCGUGGAGAAGUGCGGCCAGAUGCGCUUCCUCACCGCCGAGGCUAAAGCGGCUGCUGGGCGCCUCGAGGGGAAGCUGCGGGAGAAGACCCUGACUCUGGACACACUGAACCCGCAGGUGAAGGCUGUGGAGUACGCCGUGAGGGGACCCAUCGUCAUCAAAGCCGGAGAGAUCGAGAGAUACUUGGAGGAGGGUGGUACGAAACCCUUCUCUGAAGUCAUCAAAGCCAACAUCGGUGAUGCACAUGCCAUGGGACAACAGCCAAUCACCUUUCUCAGACAGGUGGUGGCUCUCUGUACAUUCCCUGAGCUGAUGGACAGCCCUAGUUUCCCAGAGGAUGCGAAAUGGAGAGCACGGCGUAUCCUGCAGGGCUGUGGGGGACACAGUCUCGGGUCAUAUAGUGCUAGCCCCGGCGUGGAGUGCAUCCGCAAAGACAUCGCUGCGUACAUAGAGCAAAGAGAUGAAGGAGUUCCUUCAGACUGGGAAAACAUUUACCUCACCACUGGGGCUAGUGAUGGCAUCAUGACUAUUCUACGGCUACUUGUGUCUGGAAAAGAUUCUUCCCGGACCGGUGUAAUGAUCCCCAUCCCUCAAUACCCGCUUUACUCCGCUGCAAUCUCAGAGAUGGAUGCUGUACAGGUCAACUACUACUUAGAUGAGGACAACUGCUGGGCCCUGGACAUCAAUGAACUUUACAGAGCUUAUCAGGCUGCCAAACUGCACUGUCAGCCAAGAGUCAUUUGCAUCAUUAACCCUGGCAACCCUACUGGUCAGGUCCAGAGUAAAAAGUGCAUCGAGGAAGUCCUGCACUUUGCUUAUGAAGAGAAUCUCUUUGUUAUGUCAGAUGAGGUGUAUCAGGACAAUGUGUACACUCCUGACUGUCAGUUCCACUCCUUCAAGAAGGUGCUGUAUGAGAUGGGUCCCGAGUACUUCAACAGCGUGGAGCUCGCCUCCUUCCAUUCCACUUCUAAAGGCUACACGGGAGAAUGUGGCUUCAGGGGAGGAUAUAUGGAGGUGAUCAACAUGGAUCCUGAGGUCAAGGCCCAGAUGGUCAAGCUUUUAUCAGUUCGUCUGUGUCCCCCCUUGGCUGGCCAGGCUGCAAUGGAUGUGAUCGUCAACCCUCCACAACCAGACGAGCACUCGUACAAACAGUUCCGCCAGGAGAAAUCAUCAGUGCUGGGUGCUUUAGCAGACAAAGCUAAACUAACUGAGCAGAUCUUGAAUGCAGUUCCAGGAAUCAAGUGUAAUCCCGUCCAGGGGGCCAUGUAUGCCUUCCCUCGAAUCUUUAUUCCUCCUAAAGCAGUGGAGGAAGCCAAGGCUCUAGGCAUGCAGCCGGACAUGUUUUACUGUCUGAGAUUGCUAGAGGAGACCGGGAUCUGUGUUGUUCCUGGUAGUGGCUUUGGGCAGAAGGAUGGAACGUAUCAUUUCAGAAUGACAAUCCUGCCAUCCAUAGAGAAGCUGAAGGUACUUCUUGGCAAAGUGCGAGAUUUCCACAUCCGUUUCCUGAAAGAGUACUCCGCUCUGGAGUGAGAGGAGAUGUGAUCUGAUUUGCAAAACAUAAGCUCGCGAGUCUAGCAUUACUUGACAAACUAACACAUUUGAACUGUAAAGAUAGUGUUAAGUCUCUAAUUUCUUUUUAAUUCAAAUUUUAGACAUGACUUAAUCAAGUAAUUGGAAUUACAGCCUUGUUUACUAAUAUUUUCAGAAAAUGGUUUCUGGAUGAGUUUACAGAAAUAACGAUUUAGUCAGACAUGUAACACUUCUUGAAUCAUUCAGUUAUGUUUCAAGGUUCAUUAGAGAAAAUGGUACACGUUGUCUUAUAUAUAUAUAUAUAUAUGAAAUUUGCCUUUCAAUCAUAAUUUCUGCAGCAGGGUGCAUGGUAAAUAGACAACCUCUAUAAUACAUGAGAUUCUGCUACAAGCAUUAUUUAUUAACAACUUUCCAAACCAGGAACUAAUUUGUGAUUGAUGUUACUUGAAAAUAGCUCAAUUGAAACUCUUUUGUAGCACCUUAUAUGAUCUAUUCAAAACCAUUUGGCUGAUGCAACUUCUACAUAUUUUUUCUCUUUGGUGCUAAGGGAGAGGAGCGUGUAUGAUGUUGUGAUGAACACUUGUUAUGGUCCUGGGAAGUUUACAAGGAGGGACUCUUUUAAUGUUUGUGUUGUCCUCAUCUUUAGUUGCACUCAUUGCCACAUGUACAUAAUGUACAUAAACAUUUUUAUCUUAGAAAAUUACAAAUUUAGUCCCAAAUUAAGCUUCUGUAGAAGAUUGUGGCUAAAACAAUGAUUUACGCGUCUCUGACCCUGUGUGUUUUCAAGGCCAGUUGAAAACAUGAAGGGAAGGAAGCAUGUGUGGAGAAAGUGCUGUGAUUGUUUACUGAUGUAUUUUAUUUCCUCUGGUUUUGUUGCAAGCUAUUUUGAGAUAUUAAACAUAAUGCUGUUUGAAUCAGUCCUUGGACCUGUACCAUGAAGCUAGCUGAAUAAAUUCUGGGUUACAGGAUUGGUUUCAAGCUGACAAAACCAAACCAAUCCAAUCAGGCUUCAGUGAUACCAUGAUGCUGAUCAACUUUUUUCUGUCGGCUCAGACCUUGAUCCUGAAUUUGUGCAUAACUAUAUAAACAUGCACAUGAAAGUUGCAGAGGCGUCAUGUGUCCCCUAGUGGAUUUUGAAUGCAGCUUCCGAGAGACUAAAACAAUAGACUAAUACUAUAUUUACAUUUGAUUAAAACGUUCAGUGCGGCACAUCAUCAGCUGCUAAACUCAAAUCUGCGAUCGUGCUUUGGCUGGCGCUGAGCCAGAGACACGUGCUCUUUUCAGUGUUUUCAACCAUAUAAUGCUUCAUUUAUGUUUCUCACUAUCACGAAUAAAGUGAACAUUUCGAAAAUUUUAUUUUGGCAUUAAAUUUAAAUGCAUUUUAAAUACAAAGUCAGUCGUAUUAAAAUAUUUUAAGACAUGACACUCACUGGUUUUAUACUUUGCUAAUAGAUUAUACUUAUAUUAGGCUACUUGCCCAUCGCCUGUUAUAGAUAAACAUGAUCUACAAAGGUGCAAAAUGCAUUUCACAUAUUCGAGAAUCGAGAUAUUUCAUGAUAUAGUUUACAAGUUUGGGAAUAUUUUGAGAAAAAAAAGGAAAUAGGCCUCCAUCAGUUAUACAGCACUAUAUAUUGUGGCUGCUGUGUCACAUGACUCAACCCUCCCAACAGUGCACCCUCUAAAAUACCAAGUGCAUGACGCCCCUGAUUGGACGCAUUUACAAAUUAAAUAUUAGCUAUUAAGAGAUAUUUGUGCCAAAGUUGACUCAGUUGUAAACCUCCCUUUCUUGACAUCUAAUCAAAGCCGUUAACAGUGAAUGAAUGUUGUUAAAGUCUGUUAAAGGUGUGUUCUGCUUGAAGCAGUGCUGCACACACAGAUCGGUGUAGGACAGGGAUGUCCAAACUCAGUCCUGGAGGGCCGGUGUCCUGCAGAGUUUAGCUCCAACUAGUUUGGAGACCCCUGGUGUAGGAGGACAUCCAUGAGAGCACUAGAGAGCAGUUAUCAUUUUUUUUCAAGAUUUGUAUACAUCUUAUUUUUAUGUACUUGCCGUUUUUUUUGUAUCAUUUAAAUUUGGCUGGGUGGUUCAUAACAUUUUUCUGUGUUGUGACAGACUCAGAACACAUUUAAUAUUGCUUUACACGGACUUGAAUGCCACCUUGCAUUAUUUGAACUUAUCACUUCAUAUGUGGUGCCUUUAUUCAAGCCUGUGAACUUUUAAUGAAACAAGUUUUCACUACAUGCAUUAGUAAUAAUUGGUAAUAAAGCUUGUUUAUUUUGUAUUUUUUAUUUUAUUUUAUUUUUUUGGUGUAUAGAUUUUUUUAAAAUUGGCCCAGUGUUAACAUUGUAUAUAUAGUAUUUUCAAUUGAAUAUUAAACUUCUGGAGACUGUUGAAGUGCA
Messenger RNA from Cyprinus carpio (common carp), 4309 nucleotides. Its product is annotated as alanine aminotransferase 2. NCBI's taxonomy places the organism in Eukaryota, Metazoa, Chordata, Actinopteri, Cypriniformes, Cyprinidae. Gene Ontology annotation, biological process: biosynthetic process. Gene Ontology annotation, molecular function: pyridoxal phosphate binding; L-alanine:2-oxoglutarate transaminase activity. The record is from RefSeq and is a predicted model, not a curated record.